UGAAUCAAGACAUAACAUUUGGUACAUAUACAACAAAAUUCAUACAUAUAUAGCUUUAAGAUCAUAUAAACCCAUUACCCAUAACCCAUUUACAGCUAAGAACCUGUCAAGAAAAAUGGAGUAGUAAAAGUAAAAGACAGCAAAGGGAGAGGAUGAGAUAGGAGUGAAUGCAAUUUGCACAAAUGUCAUAAAAAUCUUUACACAAAAAACCUUGUUACAUUGUUGCUAAAAAUAGAACCCAAAAAAAAAAAAAAUCUACUUUUUUUUCUUCACUAUAUACACUACCACUCAACUAGCUCCACCAUUGAUCUGUGUUCUGUUUUAACACCAAAAUCAAAACCCAUUUCGUGAUUGCCGAGCGUCGUUCAUUUUUCAUAUCUUCUGCACAAACACUCAGAAAACAGAGAGAGAGAGAGAGAAAGUAUCUAUAGUAAUGAUGAUGGAUGAGGGAGAAGGAAAGAAGAAAGUGGUGGUGAAAACCGAGGCGUGUGAUAUGAUGGCAGGUGUUGAAGAUGAUGAAGUUGGAUUUGUCAACGUGAAAGGAGACAAUAACAACAACAACAACAACAACAAGAAGAACAAGAAGAUGAUGAUGAUUAAUGGGUCGGGUCAACGGAUCCGAAAUGAUUAUGGUUUUGUUACUGCUGCAUUUGGAACUGUUCAAAGGAAGAAAAGGAUGGCUAGACAAAGAAGAUCUUCAUCUUCUACAAUUACCAUUCAUCUCAAGAAUCUUCCUUCUACUGCUUCUACUACUACUACUACUACUACCAGCUCGCACGUGCCAAUUUCAACAAUUCCUCCUCUUUUUCGCUAUCUCCCUCCCGAAAUUGAUCAUAGGAGGUUGAGAUUCCUUUUCCAAAAGGAGUUGAAGAACAGUGAUGUUAGCUCCCUUAGGAGAAUGGUAUUGCCAAAGAAAGCAGCAGAGGCUUUCCUUCCUGCCCUCGAGUCGAAGGAAGGAAUUCUUAUCAGCAUGGAUGAUAUAGAUGGUCUUCAUGUAUGGAGUUUCAAGUACAGGUUUUGGCCUAACAAUAAUAGUCGGAUGUAUGUACUUGAAAACACCGGAGACUUUGUUAGCACACACGGUCUACGAUUUGGAGAUUCCAUCAUGGUUUACCAAGAUAAUCAAACUCACAAUUAUGUAAUUCAAGCAAAGAAAGCUUGUGAUCAAGAUGAGUAUAUGGAAGGAACUAGUGAUACAAUGAAUGACAUCUUCAUUGAUGAUUAUGAGGUGAACCAGAGUUGCUUUGAUGUAGCUUAUCCUACAAUGAAUGAUACAACAAGCAUGUCAUUUAUAUAUGACACAACAAUCUCAAAUGACUCACCACUUGAUUUUUUGGGUGGAUCAAUGACAAAUUACUCAAGGAUUGGAUCAGUUGAAACCUUUGGCUCUGUUGAGAAUUUGUCACUUGAUGACUUCUAUUGAGAGGUCAUUGCUAUAUGUGAAGGGCACUAACAUUGUACCAAAACUCUAGGAAGGUGGGUUUGUCCAUUUUGGUACUAAAGAAACAUCAAAGUGGUGUGUGUGUAUGUCUGUUUUUUUUUUUUUUUUGUUCUUUUUGUGUUUGUCAUGACAAUGAGAGGAUCUGUGUAAAAUAAAAGAGUAGUCAGUGGACAUGUUUUUGUGUUCCUCUCUCUUGAACAAAGUUGGGACUGCUCUACGAUGUAUUGUUUAUAAUUUUUGGUGGAUAACAUCUACAUAAAUUAUUUUGAAUGUUCCA
Molecule: messenger RNA, 1718 nt
Organism: Trifolium pratense (red clover)
Lineage: Eukaryota; Viridiplantae; Streptophyta; Magnoliopsida; Fabales; Fabaceae
Product: B3 domain-containing transcription factor FUS3-like
Exons: 6
Coding region: 434-1423 (329 amino acids)
Molecular function (GO): DNA-binding transcription factor activity; DNA binding
Source: RefSeq, a predicted model, not a curated record